AUACCAAGAGGUGUCUCUGUAAAGGGAUUGCGCAGCGGGACAGUUGCUGGGAAAGAGACCAGUAACGUCAGCGUCCCCGGGUGCCCCUUCUAUAAGAGGAACCUGCUCUGAUCUCGAAGUCAGUCAGCAAUAUGUCAGCCGAUUGGAAGGUGUUGUUGUUCUUGGUUGGGCUUUGUUGUUGUGUUGCGGCCCAAGAAGACUGCGUGUGCGUUGACUACGACCGUUGCGGAGACGUAGUAGUAAGCUCGAAGGGAUGCACUGGGAUCCAGGUGUGCUGCUCUGUUGCUCCCCGAAAUACGAUGCCGCCCGAACCUGAGACGACUACUUCCGAAGUAGAUGUUCCAGGCAAUGAGGAGUACUGUGUGUGCGUUAAAGAGUUUCAAUGCGACGCGAGCACCGGAGAAGUUAUCACAGAUGGCACCAACCUUUUGAAUAGAGGGAAAAAAUGCCCCGAUAAAAAGGUUUGCUGCAAACUGCACAAAAAUACUGUCCCGACCAAACAACCAGCGACGCGUACUCCCGGAGUCAGUGUUACUGACAAUCCGAAAUGCGAGUGCGUUGAGAGCUCUGAAUGCAACGAGAAGAAACCGAAACAAGAGGCGAUUCAAAGCAGUGGCAUCGGCCAGUUGGAUGUGAGGUCAUUAAACCCAUGCCCUGGGACCCAGGUUUGCUGUAGUACAACGAAUAACAAUACAGAAUUGAGUUCUGACCAAGGUGUCCUCCAGAAACCCAUCGUCACUGAGGGAGCUAGUUGCGGGAGCAAGAGGUUACCUCCUAACUCAAAAACUACACACAAAAUCAAAGAUGGACAGGAAUGCAAGUGCGUUCUGUUAUAUCAAUGCAACGAAAAAAACUGGACCAUUAUCAACGAUGGCACAGGCAUGCUUGAUAGGGGGAAGUCGUGCCCUCCUGGCCAGGUUUGCUGCUUAAUUCCCACCAUAAAUUACACUGUCUUGGUCAACCAGCCAAAUCCGAACGUCCCGACUCGCAUAAAUAUUCCAGAGGCGCCUAUUGUUCCUCAAACACCAUUUUAUGGAGAAGCACCUUGGACAGUUAUUAUUCAGGAGAAAAAACAUGAUUUGCUAUACAAGUGUGCUGGUUCAUUGAUUUGGCCUUCUGUUGUUUUGACUGCAGCCCACUGUGUUGAGAAUACACCGAUUGAACUGCUGUCUGUGAAAGCAGGAGAGUAUGAUUACAGAAUCACAAACAAACCACUCCGAACUCAAACACAAGGAGUUCGUAAUGUGGUACUCCAUCCAGAAUUCAAUACGAAAAAUCUUCAAAAUGAUGUUGCUCUUAUAUUUCUUGAACAAUCCAUGCAGCUUAAUGAAGUAGUUGGUGUCAUUUGUGGUCCAGAGAACAAUGAAUCUGUGAUUGAAUCUGACUGUUUUCUAACUGGAUGGGGAGCCGAUAUCAAAAAUGGUUCUAACAAACCUGUUCUUACCAAAGUAAACCUUCCUCUUAAACCCCGAGGAAAAUGCCUAGAAAAUCUAAGAACUUCUAGAUUAGGGGAGUACUUCAUACUUCACGAAGGAUUCUUAUGCGCUGGGGGUGAAGAUACAGGAAGAACCAACUGUAGGGGAGAUGGUGGUGGACCAUUGUACUGUCCAUCUAAAAAUAAUCCGAACCAAAUGGUCCAGAUAGGAGUACAUGCUGCUCGCGUUGGAUGUGGAUUAGGACAUCCUACACUUUUCGCGUCAGUAGAAUGGUACAAAACUUGGUUGUACAGUCAGUUAUCUGCCUACCUGAAUAGUUCCCCCAGGCUAGACGAAGAAGAUAGUGAUUGAAUUUGAUAGAUUGAAACAAAUGGUGAAAAAUGGCCAACAAAAAUAUAUGAAACAAGUUCUGAAAACAAUGAGUUACCUGAAUGAAAAAAUAUUUGAAAAAUGUUUCUUUAAAAAAAUAAUUUUGUUAAAUAAGUACUAUAUUUUUGCAAUGUUGAAGUUUGUUACUUAUGAUCAGAUUUAUUGUUAUUUAAGUAAAACAAAUAAAUCUUAUUUAGUAAAUACAAGAUACUUAUUUUCUUAAUUUUUAAUAAUAUGUAAAUGCUAAAUUUAUUCUUAAAGAGCAUAGCUAAUAACAGCAUAUACCGGUUGUCAUGUUAUAUCUUGUAAUCUUGUAUUAUUUGAUUAAACAUAAAAACAGGGGUUGCAACAGUAAUUUUGUUUUUUUAUAAAUUAUUUCAACUUUUACUGUUUCAAAAAACUUUCAUAAAUAAGAGGUUAUUGGUGAACAAUUUUUCAAAACUGUAAUAAUCGUUCUAGCAUAAAAGAGUUUUUAAUUUUUUAAUACAAAAAUAAAUGUCAUAAAAAAGUAUUUGUUAAACUUUUACGUUAGGUACUUGUAAUUUUUUGAACUUAUAACUUUUAUUUUAGAGGGAAUAAGUAAAAGUAAAAUGAUUACAAGAUUCAACAUGACAAGAGGCAUAUGCUGUUAUUAGCUAUGCUCUUCAAGAUUAAAUUUCGCAUUUACGUAUUGUCAAAAAUUAAGAAAAUAAGUACCUUGCAUUUACUAAAUAAGAUUUAUUGGUUUUACUUAAAUAACAAUAAAUCUGAUCAUAAGCCACAAAUUUCAUCAUUGCCAAAAUAUAAUAUUAAUUUAACAAAUUUAUUUCUUUAGAUAACCAUUUUUCAUUCAGGUAAUUCAUUUUUUCAGAAUUAGUUCCCUUUAAAAUAAAAGUUAUAAGUACAAAAAAUUACAAAUUAUAAUAGAAUUUCAUAAUUAUUACAAUGCUCAGUAGUCAUAGUGGAAAACUAAUGAAUUCCGAUGGUCCUGGAAACUAUUUCAAUGUUAAUUUUGUACAACAUUAUAUAAUGCAAAAUUUUAUUUGUUAAUCAUAAUUGUUUUAUUAAAAAAGUAAAUGCUUUAAGGUUUUUGAUUUUUUUUUUUUACAUUUACAUUUACAACAGGUAAAUGUGACAUUGGUAACAUGACAUGUAAAAUAUGAAGAGAAACUACCCAUUGGUAGAACUCAAAUUUGAAUUAAUUGAAUACAUACUAUCUUGUUCCAUGCCUUGUAAAUAUUUGUUAUGUUAAAUGCAUAAAAAUAUUAUUAUAUAUCUAUGUAGGUAUAACGAUGAUUACAUUUUCUAUUAAUAAAAACCU
Nezara viridula (southern green stink bug) is the source of this 3105-nucleotide messenger RNA. Lineage: Eukaryota; Metazoa; Arthropoda; Insecta; Hemiptera; Pentatomidae. The record is from the annotation of a GenBank genome assembly.